Penicillium brasilianum is the source of this 2298-nucleotide messenger RNA. NCBI's taxonomy places the organism in Eukaryota, Fungi, Ascomycota, Eurotiomycetes, Eurotiales, Aspergillaceae. The record is from the annotation of a GenBank genome assembly.
GCCAAAGUAUAUCGGCUGGUCCAGCAAUCAUAGACGACGCUUCCUAAAGAACGGGGCCCGGAAGCCAGCCGCAUGGAACCCUGGACUAUUGAGCGUAUGGUCAAUAGUUGUUCCAAGUUCCACAGUUCAAACAUGGAUCUUUUGCCGCCUACCAUCGUUUGGUUUUAUCGCGAACUGCGAAUCGGAUCAUGCGAUCGACGAGGCUCGACCGCCGUCAUAUUCUUUUAUGAUUCCAACGACUCCCAAUAUUUCCCUUUCCAAACCUGCAAGCAAUAGCAUUUUGUGUGUGGUUCUGGCGUCGGCUUCAAGAUGACGACGAGUCAACCGCACGAUGUCUACCACACGGUCAAUCUCGUAACACAAUGUCUGUGCAUUCCGAUCGUCUCGAUCUUUGUGGCUUUGCGCUUCUACACUCGAUGGCGAUUCAAGCAGAGCCUCGGAGUUGAAGACUAUGCAUGCGCUGUAGCUUGGGCACUUUUCAUGGGAUACUGCGGGAUCAGUAUUGUCGUCGGAAACCAUGGCGGAGGUUACCACUUCGACGAGUUAAGCCACGAAACCCAGAUCCAAUACAAGAAGUUCUGCUAUAUCGCCACCAUUCUCUACUGCCCGAUGGCCCUCUUCGUCAAAAUCGCCCUCCUAUCGAUCCUCACUCGCAUCUUCGCUCCGUACCGUGGCAAGGUGUGGUUCAUCUACAUCCUACUCGGCUGCCUGUGCGUCUAUUACAUCAUCGCCCUCAUCAUCAAGAUCCGGAUGUGCUACCCUAUUCCCCUAUACUGGCUCGGAGAACUUCCAAACGGCGAAGGCUCAUGUCUGGAUCAAAAUGCCGCCUUGAUCGCCGACUCGGUCAUCAGUGUCGUGAGCGACCUAAUAAUCCUCGUUCUACCGUUGCCAUUGACUUGGUCCCUGCAAAUGUCGCGCAGUCGGAAGCUUCGCGUGAUUGGAAUUCUUGGCGCCGGAGGUCUUGCGACCGGCUUCAGCGUGUAUCGACUGAUCCUCGUGCUGAAGAAUGGCAAUUCAUCCGAUAUGAGUAUCUUGUUCGUUUGUGUCAUCAUGUCCGGUAAUGCCGAGGGUGGCGUCGGAUUGAUUUGCGCCUGUCUUCCCAUUCUCAACGUGCUCUACCGCCACUACCAGAAAGAGUACUCCUCUCAACGAUAUUACAACCAGAGCUCCGAUAUUCACAUGGGCGAUCGCAAGUCUGGAAACAACUCUCAGUCUGCCAGCCGCUUUGGCAAGACGCCAAAUUUCGGCGAUCAAAAUGACCAAAGCCAUCUGAUCUCUUUCGCCGGAGCCCCAGAGGCAGCCGACUCAAUUUAUAAUGAUGAUGGAAUUAGAAAGACGGUCGCGGUGUCGCAGACCGUGGAAAGUGCCGACGGCGAGAGCCGAUGACACAAGUAAGAGAUGAUGUACUAUAGAAUAUACCUAGAUACCACAUACUGCAUAAUCAAUGUUAAAUGAUCCUUUUAUUUAUUCUUUCGUGGCUUGAAUGAUCACCUCAUCGCAGAGUUCGGGUCGAACAACCCUGAGUGAUGCCACAGGCCGUCUAGCCCAGAAUCAAACCCGACAGACCAAGACGCAUCGAUGAAAGGCCACUGAAACAUAUCAGUCUCAAGAUCAGGAUGACUUCCGGUUGUACUUGAAUCUUUCUGGAAAAACGCCACUUCGCCUUCGUCGCCAGGGGGUGAGACUGUGGGCCCGUGUGCUUGGCGCGUGCUUUGUUCUCCUCGAGCGUCCGCCGUCAUUGAUUUGGUUGUGUGUAGCUCGCGACUAGGCCGCGAACGAAUGUCACCAUAUUCGUCCAAGGUACCUGCCAAUGCAAACCGCCUAGGGCUAUGCAUGCCCGAUUCUGGGUGUGUCUGGGUACUCUUCACCGUCUCGUAGAAUCGAUUCGCAUCUUGAACGGUUCGCCACUAUGUUACGUUAGGUCAUCCGCACAGUCAACGGCGAGUUUUGGAAUAAUUUCUCACCCAACUUCUACCAACCGGCCACAAUGUACUCAGUCGUUCAAGAUACAUCAUAUUAUGGGUCUUUUCGUCCUCUGCUCGAUCAAGCCCUCCUGGAUAUCUUUGUGGUACGAGAGUACCAUACAUGUUAAUGUGUGCUGCAACAAAAACGCUAAAUCCUGAGUAAGGAGUCAUCACGGAUGCCUCAGAGGCUUCCAGUGCUGACAGAAUACUGCUGAUAUGCUGUGCGGCCUCGAACAGUUGUUGAAUCGUGUCAGGCUGAUAUUGAUCGUCGUCAGCCAUGUCGUGAAAAACAUCGGUGUGCGGCUUGAGAUUAGAAAGGAAGCGAUCACGGUGG